AUGGACUACUUGGAUCCAGAGGAAGAAUUUGAAAUGAUGCACGCUGAUGAAUUAGAAAUGAUGAAUGAAAUGGACUUUACAACCGAUGCUGUUAAAAUAUGCUCACCAAAAGAUUCAAGAAGAAGUUUAAAGUUUUCUUCAAGGUUUUCUUCUAAUGAAAAAAUUGAAUCUGAAAGGAGUUUUAAUUUGUCAAGUGAAUUAAAUGGUGUGUUUCCUUUAUCUCAAACAUCAGUGGUUUCUUUUAAUCUGGAUGAUAAUAAUGAAAAUGAAGCACAACCUAGUACGUCUGUGUCUAUUACCAACAAUAAAAGAUAUUUAAAUGUUGAAGAUCUAUUUGGAAACACAGAUGAUAUUAAUUUUGAAGAUGAAGAAUUGGAACCUGUAUUAAAGCGUCAAAAAGUAGACCCACUAUCUGACAAAGAUAUUAAACAGCAAGAUCUAAUAAAAAAAAUUAUUGAUGAAAGGAAAAAAUUCAAAUCUGGAAAAAGAUCCAAUUUUUUAUCAUCUGUCUCUUACAAUAGUUUAAAUCAUACUCAGCCAUAUGAAAGUGUAUCGAGAAGAGUUCCAUCAUGGUCUUUUUUCCCUGCAUGUGACGGUGAAAAUCAAAGAGUAUACAUUCGUUUUCGAUCUGCAGAUGCUGUACACGAAGAAAUAUCAAGUUUAUCAUGGCAUACAAAAUCAGUACAGUUGCUUUCAGACCCUGUUGAUGAAAUGAUUGCACGUGCUUAUGAGAAGAUUGAGAAUAAUGAAGCUAUACGAUCAGGAGUGAAUCAAAAUGGUGUUAGCAUCUUGGAUAAUAGUAUCGAUAACACAGCAGAAUUGUGGGUUCAGAAGUAUAAGCCAAACAGAUAUUUGGAUUUGUUAAGUGAUGAAAGUACUAAUAGAAUGCUAUUGCAAUGGCUAAAAAUAUGGGAUAAAGUAGUAUUUAAUAAAGAAGUCAACAAAAAAAGAAAAGUUAUUGAUGUUUAUGACAAAUCAGCAGGAAAUAAGUUUACAAAAAAGAAUCAAACCUUGGAUGAAGGGUUGGAUGAAAAUAAUUGUCCUAAGUAUAAAUUAGCAUUGUUAUGUGGACCACCUGGUCUUGGGAAAACUACUUUAGCUCAUUUGGUAGCUCGACAAGCAGGGUACAAUGUUGUUGAAAUGAAUGCUAGCGAUGAUCGUAAUCUAACUUGUUUUAAAAGACAACUUGAAGCAACUACACAAAUGUGUUCUGUGAUGAGUAAUGAUUCAAGGCCUAAUUGUUUAGUUUUGGAUGAAAUUGAUGGAGCACCUGUAGCCUCUAUAGAUUUUCUAAUAAAAUUUGCUACUGAAAAACGUGCGACUCGUAAAAAAAAAACCGAUAAAAAAGAAGAAAAAAGUUCCAUAUUGAAAAGACCAAUAAUUUGUAUAUGUAAUGAUGUUUAUGUACCUGCUUUGAGAAAUCUAAGACAAAAUGCUUUUGUAUUAAAUUUCCCCCCUACAUCUUCUGUUAGAUUGGUUGAAAGAUUAAUGGAAAUAUCAAGUUAUGAAAACAUUAAAACAGAUAUGGGUGCAAUGACUGCACUUGGCACCAAGACAAAUAAUGAUAUAAGAUCAUGUUUGUCAACAUUAUCGUGUUUUAGAAAUCAAUCAGUACACUUAUCACAUGUUAAAAAUGCAAAUAUUGGCGCAAAAGAUAUGCAAAAAGGUCUUUUUACUGUAUGGCAAGAAAUAUUUCAAAUAAAAAAAAGCUGUUUUGAGAACAAUCCAAAUAGUACAAGUGAUGGUUUUUCAAGUCAUAAUAAUGUUAUGAAAGACAGAAUAAACAGUGUCUUAAAAACUGUCCAGAGUUAUGGAGACUAUGAAAAGCUUUGUCAAGGGAUUUUUGAAAAUUAUUUAAUCCUGAAGCCCAAAGAUUCAUCAUUAACAAAUAUUGCUGAUGGCCUAGAAUGGUUUUGUAAUUUUGACAAGACGAUGCAUGUGAUUAAUUCUUCUCAAAAUUACUCACUGUUUCCUUAUUUGCCAUAUAAUUUUGCUACUUGGCACUGUUUAUUUGCUACAUUUACAUGGCCUAAAAUUACUUACCCAAGUGCUGCAUAUGAAGCGACAAUGAAAAAAAACAAAUUUAAACAAAUUAUGGAUGAGUUAAUGUCUGGUAUCAUCCCAAGUAUUCGAACCUUUCUACACCGGGAUCAGGUUUUAUUGGACACUAUGCCGUUACUUAUGCAUAUUGCUAUUCCAAAUCUUAGAUCUAUUAGUACACAAUUGUUUACUCAAAAAGAAAAAGAGGACCUUGCAAAAGUGGUCAAUAUUAUGAUUGAUUAUGGCUUAAAUUAUUUUCAAGAAAGAGAUGCUGAUGGGUCUUUUAAUUUUGUACUCAAUCCAUGUGUAGAUGAUGCAGUAAAAUUUCCUGGAUUGGAAACAUUUCCAACAUCUAGCUAUGCUACUAAACAACUUAUUUCUAGAGAAAUAGAAUUGGAACAUUUGAGGAAGAGAAUGUCCCAUGGCGAACUAAAUAAUAUCAUUGUAGAACCUGAUGGGUUUGAUGAAAAUGAAAAAAAUGUUUCUACUCCAAAAAGUGUAAAAGGUGCCAGAAAUAAGCCAGUAACACCUAAUCAUUUACAAAGACUUACACCCAAAAUUGUUGGUUCUACAAAAGUUACUAAAAAGAAAGAUUUCUUUGGUCGCGAAAUCGAUUCACCCGCUGGGCACAAACACAAAGAAUUUCGAGACGAAAUUGUGAAGAGCGACGUUUGGUUUCAUUUCAAAGAAGGCUAUAGCAAUGCAGUGAGAAAAUUAGUAUUAAUGAAAGAUCUUUACUGA
Molecule: messenger RNA, 2781 nt
Organism: Macrosiphum euphorbiae (potato aphid)
Lineage: Eukaryota; Metazoa; Arthropoda; Insecta; Hemiptera; Aphididae
Source: the annotation of a GenBank genome assembly